Messenger RNA from Ciona intestinalis (vase tunicate), 1180 nucleotides. RefSeq lists its product as uncharacterized. The record is from RefSeq and is a predicted model, not a curated record. Lineage: Eukaryota; Metazoa; Chordata; Ascidiacea; Phlebobranchia; Cionidae.
ACUGGGAAACUGAUAAUAAGUUACCUGAAUAACUAUUUCUGUAUGUUAUGUGUCAAGUGUUUAGCCUAGGCGAUGUAAUGAAAACAACUGAGUAAUAAUAAUGUUUAAAUGCACUGAAGAGGAUCCGUACUGCAGUCUUACUGCCACUGAAUUAGUCGCAGGAAGUCUAGUUCGAAUUUUCUCUGCAGAUUUUGAAAAUUUUGGUGACGAUGUUCUUGUGUUGUGUGUUUUUAUUGGAAUUUGUAUCUUGUCGUGGUGCCUAACCUAUUUUGUGGUUGGUUUUUGUAAAAGGCCCCGAUUAGCUACGCCCGCAAGAGGUCAGUCGCAAUACAGAAAUCGACCACCAACUAGGAGAGGAAAUCAACUGGACCACCCAGAGGUUCAAUUUGAGGAAGCAGAUAAUGGACAGCCAGUCGAUCCACAAAAUCAACCUGCUGUAGUUGACUACAGGGCCACUGGUGACGGGUGGGAACCAGAAGGGGAAUUUGAUCCCGAUUAUGACGUAAACAAUGAAGUAAUUAUGAUGAUGAUUCAAGAUGACGACGACGUCUUAGAGGAAAUGUCAGAAGAAGGAUCAAACUCUGAUGACGAAGACGUUUUACGACGUAUCAUCAUGGCUGACACUGACGAAGAAGCUAGGUCGUACGCAAUAAAUGGUGUUGAUGACGUCACGGAAAACGCGGUUGCAAACGGUGUUGAUGACGUCAUGGAAAAUUCAACAGCAAACGGUGUUAAUGACGUCAUGGACAACAUGGUACCAAAUAACAUUUCAAACGAAAAUGUUGAUGAAGUCGACGACCUAGCUGACACUUAAAUCAAGUACAUCGCAUAAAAUAAACAGAGAUCGGUCGUAAACAAACGCUUUCGGUUAAAUGCGAGGAAUUGAAAUGUCGAAAACACACGAAAAUUGCUAUAUUUGCGUUUCAUUAUUGAUUAGACACGUUCACAUUUAUUUAUUUCAAAGAAAUAUCGACCUGAUUUUCUAAUGGUCCGGAUUAAUAAGGAUUGAAAUUUUGAUUCCGACUAAUCUAUUCGUAGAUGGGAGACGAACUAAUCUGCUAUAAUCACUUUGCUUGUAUUCCUAUUACGAACUGCACAGUUACAUACAGGGCUCUACAUUUCCGAAACCGCAGUGAGCGAAUGCUUUCAGUACUAUUUGAUUACUAUUUCGGUGUGACAA